UGUGCAUUGGUACUGCAAAUCCCUUUCUGUGUUAUGUAUUUCAUACACUGAGAACACUUCAGUGCAGGAAAUGCUGUAAAAGGUUACAGAAGGGAACUGCUUGCUCACAUAUCUGAGUGUGUAAACAUAUGCUGGGAAGCCACAACUGGCUAAAGCUUUCCAAACUGGAAUGUGGACACAGGAAUGGGAUAAAGGAAAGGAAAACUCAUGUCUGAAUCCACUAUCAAUUUUUCUUUAAUUUUUUAAUUGUAAAUGGCAUGUACCAUUAGUUAAGAACAGUUUCUGUCUGGUGGUGUACUUCUGUUUUGAGUAAGCUCAGUGCCUUACUUGCUAGGCAAAUCCCAUGAGUAGAAUUUGCAGUGCAAAGCAAACAACUGAAUUCAGACCGUAGAUUUAUGGUAAGCAGUAAAAUGCAGUGCUUACUAAUCAGCUUGGAAAGUAGGCAAAAAUCCCAGCCCCUGGAAUCACAUAGCUGUUGGUAAGAGGUGCAUUUUAAGGUGCCAAAUAGUAAAACUUCAUCCUAGCAUAACUCAUCCUAAUCUUCCAAUUUCAGUAUUUCCCAGGACAAUAGGGGUGCUAAUUCUAAAAGCCAGUGACUAUGCCAGCCUUUUUGCUGUCCAAAGGCAGCAGCUCAGCCUUAAUGUAAUACAGUUUUUUCUAUCUUCUUGGAAGAAAUGGAGGCUGAGCUGAGGACAGUUUUCAGCAGUGGCACUAUAGUAACUGUAUGAUAGGUUUGGAGGUAGGAUGGCCAGAACCAGUGCAUAAUUUCUCAAAAGAGAAUCUCAUCAACUUAACCCUUUCUAUUUGCUAUGUUCAAACUGAAACCAGACUCUGGGCUAAUGUCUGCCAGGACUUACACAAUGCUUUUAAGUGCUGAGAAAGACUGGGAAGCCUUUUAUAUAGUUCUCUGUCAAGCUUCCUUUGGGUUUUUUCUGUGAAAGCCCCAUUUAUUUGCCUGCUGCUGCUGCUUCCUCUUCUGCAUUUAUUUAUAUAUCCCUAUUGGGUUCAGCAACUUUUCAUUCAUUGCUGUGACCUGAGUGAGAGCUAUGAUGCUUGCAUGCAUGCUUCCCUUAUUAUGGGGCUUGAUGGAACUUCUGGCCAUUACUUUGGACGAUCAAGGUGGCUGUGGCCCUCCACCUAGGUUAAACUUUGCUGAGCUAACCGACGAGUAUAAGCAAAAGAAUUUAUUUCCUGUUGGCUCGAUUGUGAAAUAUAUGUGCCGUCCAGGCUAUACUGGACUGAGGUACUCUAUUAAGUGCCUUCAAAGCCAGGAGUGGUCCAAAGUUCUGGAGCGCUGUAAACGACAAUCUUGUGGAAAUCCAGGGGAACCAGAUAAUGGGAAGUUGAUUGUGCCCCAAGAUAUUUUAUUCGGUUCCACUGUAAAUUACACCUGCAAUGAAGGGCACAGGUUAAUUGGUAGUACUUCCAGCAGAAAGUGUGUCGUAUUUGGCCGAAAAGUAGGGUGGACUAAUGAUAUUCCUCUUUGUCAGCGUAUUCCAUGCUUUCCACCACCAGAUGUUCCCCAUGGCAAGCACAGUGGCAGGUCCAUGAAUGACUUCUCCUAUGGGACAGCUGUAUCAUACACCUGUGACAAAGGCCACCCCCUUGUGGGAAAUGCCACUAUUUACUGCACUACUAAGGAUGGAUUAAAUGGAAUUUGGAGUGGCCGUGCAUAUUGUGGAGUGGCUCACUGUCCAGCUCCUCAAAUUGAAAAUGGAAGAAUAGUAACUGGUUAUUCCGUCACCUACACUUAUAACCAAAGGGUGACAUUAGACUGCAAUGCUGGCCACAAAAUAGUUGGCUCGAGAGAGAUCCAUUGCCAAGUGGAUGGCACAUGGGACCCUCCACUACCUCACUGUGAACAGGUCACUGGUUGUGAAAAUCCAGAAAUCCAGAAUGGAAGAAUAACAAGAUCUAGAGGGCAAGUUAAACCCAAAGAGACAAUUACAUUUGAAUGUGACCCUGGCUAUAUCCUGAAAGGCAACCAUACAAUUCAAUGCCAAUUUGACAGCAUGUGGGAUUCUCCUGUGCCCAUUUGUGUUAGGGUAAUUCAAUGCCAGCCACCCCCACAUGUUCAAAAUGGGAUGUACAACCAGGAAGCAGCAGUGUUUACUAAUGGAAUGUCUGUGAAAUACACAUGUGAGCCUGGCUAUGGACUAAUUGGAGAGGGGACUAUUUACUGCACAGCAUCUGGGACAUGGUCUUCCCCUGCCCCUCGCUGUGAAGAAGGUAGCUGUGCACCCCCACCCAGUUUACAAUUUGCUGAACUUCUCAAUGAGUAUAAAGAAAAUAAUUCCUUUCCUGUUGGCUCAGUUGUGAAAUACAUGUGCCGUCCAGGCUAUGCUAAGCAUCCCGGAUUGAAGGCCUCUCUUAUGUGCAUUAGAAAUCAGGAAUGGUCAGGAGUUCAGGAGUUCUGCAAAAGAAAAUCAUGUGGGUAUCCAGGAGAACCAGAUAAUGGGAGGCUGAUUGUAACAAAAGAUCUUUUAUUUGGUUCUACUAUAAAUUACACCUGCGAGGAAGGGUACAGGCUAGUUGGUCUAUCUUCCAGACAGUGUGUGAUAUCUGGCCUAAAAGCAGUAUGGACUGGUGAAACUGCUAUUUGUCAGCCUAUUUCGUGUUCUCCACCACCAGAUGUUCCCCAUGGCAAGCACAGUGGCAUAGAUGACUACUUCUAUGGGACAGCUGUAUCAUACACCUGUGAAAAAAGCCACCCCCUUGUCGGAAAUGCCACUAUUUACUGUACUACCAAGGAUGGAGUAAAUGGUGUUUGGAGUGGCCGUGCAUAUUGUGGAGUGACUCGGUGUCCAGCCCCUCAAGUAAGGAAUGGAAGGAUAGUAACUGGUUAUUCAGACACCUACACGUAUAACCAAAGGGUGACUUUAGACUGCAAUGCUGGCUACAAAAUAUCUGGAACAAGAGAGAUUCAUUGCCAAGUAGAUGGUACAUGGGACCCUCCUCUACCUCACUGUGAACUGGUAUCACAGUGCCCCUUGCCUCUGGAUAUACCCAAUGGAAAUCACAAUGGUUUUCCUGGGGAAGUGUUUACUUCUCAGAAGUCUGUAACUUAUUCCUGUGAUCCUGGUUACUCACUUGUUGGAAAGGCAUCUAUUUCCUGCACAGCUUCUGGAGAGUGGAGCAGUCCUCUGCCACGUUGUGAAAGGCAGUGCCCCCCACCUCAAGUGGUCGCUCACGGGAAAUACAGCAGUCAGGAAGCAAAAGGUUUUACUAAUGGGGGGUUUGUAGAAUACACUUGCGAUCCUGGAUACAGCAUUAUAGGAGAUGCCAGAAUUUUUUGUACAGCAUCUGGGUCUUGGAACUCCUCAGCGCCCAACUGCAAAGUCACUGGCUGUGUAAGUCCAAAAAUUCAGAAUGGAAGAAUAACAAGAUCUAAAGGGCAAGUUAAGCCCACAGAGACAAUUACAUUUGAAUGUGACCCUGGCUAUAUCCUGAAAGGCAACCAUACAAUUCAGUGCCAGUUUGACAGCACAUGGGAUUCUCCCACACCCAUCUGUGUAAGGGAAACUCGGUGCCAGCCACCUGCAAAGAUUGAAAAUGGGAAUCACAGCCACCAUGAAUUAUCAGUGUUUACCAGUGGAAUGUCUGUGAAUUACACAUGUGAGCCUGGCUACUUUCUUACUGGAAGGGCAAAUGUUCACUGUACAGCAUCUGGUACAUGGUCUUCCUCUGCUCCUCAGUGCAAAAAAUUGCAGUGUCCCCCUCCUCUGCCUAUUCCAAAUGGUGAUCACAAUGGCCACGGAGAAGCUCAUUUUGCUACAGGAAGAUACGUCAAUUACACCUGUGACCGUGGCUACCUGUUACGUGGCAAGGCUUCCAGUCAGUGUACAGCCUCUGGAGCUUGGAGUCAACCUUUACCCCAGUGUGAAGUAAUGCAUUGUCCACCGCCACCAAGCAUUGCGCAUGGAAAGAAUAUAGGAGAAGACCUCACCUAUGGGAGUUCUGUAAUAUACAUUUGUGAUGCCGGUUAUUCCCUCGAAGGAGAGUAUCUGGUUACCUGUAUUUUAGAAGGCUCCAACUCUGUGAACUGGACUAAACUUCCAAAAUGCAAAGGGUGCCCUGCACCUCAAGUGAUUGCCAAUGGGGAACGUGACUCUGAAAGUCUGGAAGAUUUUCCUUAUGGCUCCUCUGUGACGUAUCGUUGUGACCCUGACUACUUUCUUACUGGAGCUGCGACAAUACACUGUCUGUCUUCUGGAACAUGGGAUCAGUCUGUUCCUCACUGUAAAAGCAGACAACAUUCCACUUCUAUUCCUCUGUCCGAGAUUCAGUGCCAGCAACCCACAAAAAUCCAAAAUGGGGAUCACAGCCACCAGGAAUUGUCAGUGUUUACCAGUGGAAUGUCUGUGAAUUACACAUGUGAGCCUGGCUACUCUCUACGUGGAGAGGCAACAAUUUAUUGCACCCCAUCUGGCAAAUGGUCUGCCCCUGCUCCUCACUGCAAAAAAAUUCAAUGCCGGCCACCCCCAAGUAUCCAAAAUGGGAUUCACAGCAAUGAGGGAUCAUCAGUGUUCACCAAUGGAAUGUUUGUGAAAUACACCUGUGAGCCUGGCUACUCACUUACUGGAGAGGGAACUAUUUAUUGCACAACCUCUGGCACAUGGAGUGCUCCUGCCCCGCAUUGUGAAGAAUUGCAGUGUCCCCCUCCUCUGCCUAUUCCAAAUGGUGAUCACAAUGGCCACGGAGAAGCUCAUUUUGCUACAGGAAGAUACGUCAAUUACACCUGUGACCGUGGCUACCUGUUACGUGGCAAGGCUUCCAGUCAGUGUACAGCCUCUGGAGCUUGGAGUCAACCUUUACCCCAGUGUGAAGUAAUGCAUUGUCCACCGCCACCAAGCAUUGCGCAUGGAAAGAAUAUAGGAGAAGACCUCACCUAUGGGAGUUCUGUAAUAUACAUUUGUGAUGCCGGUUAUUCCCUCGAAGGAGAGUAUCUGGUUACCUGUAUUUUAGAAGGCUCCAGCUCUGUGAACUGGACUAAACUUCCAAAAUGCAAAGGGUGCCCUGCACCUCAAGUGAUUGCCAAUGGGGAACGUGACUCUGAAAGUCUGGAAGAUUUUCCUUAUGGCUCCUCUGUGACGUAUCGUUGUGACCCUGACUACUUUCUUACUGGAGCUGCGACAAUACACUGUCUGUCUUCUGGAACAUGGGAUCAGUCUGUUCCUCACUGUAAAAGCAGACAACAUUCCACUUCUAUUCCUCUGUCCGAGAUUCAGUGCCAGCAACCCACAAAAAUCCAAAAUGGGGAUCACAGCCACCAGGAAUUGUCAGUGUUUACCAGUGGAAUGUCUGUGAAUUACACAUGUGAGCCUGGCUACUCUCUACGUGGAGAGGCAACAAUUUAUUGCACCCCAUCUGGCAAAUGGUCUGCCCCUGCUCCUCACUGCAAAAUGAUACAGUGCCCCUCGCCUCCAAAUGUCCAGCAUGGAAAUUACAGUGCACCAGAAUCAAUACAAUAUACCAAUGGAAAAUCUGUAAAUUUCAGCUGUCAACCUGGUUAUGUACUAAUAGGGGAGGCAACACUGAAUUGCACAGCAUCUGGUGUGUGGAGUCUUCCUGUCCCACACUGUGAAGCAGUAGGCUGCAUCCUCCCACAGAUUUCUGGUGGCAAGAAGGAGAACUCAGAAAUUGUGAUUCAGAUUGGAGCUAAUGUGACUCUGGAAUGCGAGGAUGGUUAUGUCUUGAAAGGCAGUUCUCGUGUUCAGUGUCAGCCUGAUUUCACAUGGGAUCCUCCUGUGCCAGUUUGUAACCAAGGUUUUUAUAUCUCCGUAGCCACAGGCAUUGGCUCUCUGGUUGGCGCCUUGCUGCUUUUGGUUAUUGCUGGUGUUUUCUGUGUAAUUGUAAUUGUUUUGAAGCGGAACAAAGCUAAAUAUACUCCUGCAAGCAACAGAAUAUAUGAAAGUCCAGACCUUCAAGUAGCAUGAUCCAACUCUGAAAAAGGCUUCGUUAUUGCAGUAAUAGGUGAAAGUAACUGGAUGAACAGAUGCCAACAAAUAUACCUGCUUCUUUGGACCACUUGACACAAUCACUGCUUGGAAAGUGAAAACAAGUAUUUUGCUACAUGCAGAAGAGGAACACAUUCAUGUUUCAGUUUUUGCACUGCCCCUUUCAGAUAGAAAUAAUCACUGUGGUUUUGAUAUGCUAACUUUUUUUGUAUUUUCAAAAUAUAUAAUAUAAUA
Molecule: messenger RNA, 6191 nt
Organism: Podarcis muralis (Common wall lizard)
Lineage: Eukaryota; Metazoa; Chordata; Lepidosauria; Squamata; Lacertidae
Source: RefSeq, a predicted model, not a curated record